Penicillium alfredii is the source of this 1407-nucleotide messenger RNA. Its product is annotated as phosphotransferase family protein. NCBI's taxonomy places the organism in Eukaryota, Fungi, Ascomycota, Eurotiomycetes, Eurotiales, Aspergillaceae. The transcript is spliced from 3 exons. Bases 1 to 1407 code for a protein of 468 amino acids. The record is from RefSeq and is a predicted model, not a curated record. Gene Ontology annotation, cellular component: mitochondrion.
AUGAAUAGGCUCGCACGUGUCGCAGCAGACUCGGUCGGCGCCUCUCGAUGCAUUUCUAUCAAGAAGUACCCCGACGGCAUGUUCAACAAAGCAUUCCUCAUGUCUAUGGACGAUGGCCGACAAGUCGUAGCUAAGGUGCCUAAUCCGAAUGCUGGCGUCCCACACUUUACUACGGCCAGUGAAGUUGCCACUAUGGACUUCGCAAGAUCGCACCCUGUUGGCGCCGAAUUUAUCAUCAUGGAUAAAAUUGAGGGUGUUCCGCUGUCCCAAGUCUGGGGCACCUUGAAACUACCCCAGAAACUUCAAGUGCUUCUUGCCAUGACACGUCUCCAGAAGCAAUGGCUGAGCGUUUCAUUCUCGCAUUAUGGCAGCUUGUACUACACAGGAGACGUGCAGCCACCAGCAGACAGCCACUACGUCAAGGAUGGCAAGGCCAUCAGAGAUUCGGAGUUUGCUAUUGGCCCGGCUACAGGCCGGGAUUGGUUUGAUGCAGGCCGAUCAAUUUUGGACAUCGAGAAAGGGCCAUCAGUCGGAACGCGAGAAACGAAGGCAAUCCAGUCUUUAAAACCCCCGAAACAGAUUGCCUUAUUUUGUGGCCCAAAACUCUACCGACCAGACAAGGAAAAGAAAAUCACUGCUCUAGCAUGGUACCGACAAAUCGUCGAUGCCCUUAUCCCAAAGGACACUGCCAUCACUAGCCCCUGCCUCUGGCACAACGAUUUACACGAUGACAACGUCUUCGUAGACCCGCAUAAUCCCGAAAAGAUUACGGGCAUCAUCGACUGGCAGUCUUGCCAUAUCUCGCCCCUCUUCAACCACAAUCCCGACCCAGCCUUCCUCGACUGGAGUGGCCUUGAGCCUGAGACGCUCGAUCUAGCACCGCUGCCGAAACUCUCUGAGCUUUCCCCGGAAGAACGAUCCACGGCUGUACACGAGUAUACCAUCCAAAACGUGUUAAUUGGAUGGCGGAAACUCAUGCAUGCCAAAAACCCAGACCUAUAUCGAGUAGUCGAGUUCCGAAAGACGGCAGCGUACGGCCUGACAUUUCUUGCCCACCGAAUGUUCGAAUACGGUGAGGCGCAUUUCCAAUCGCUUCUGGUCGAUCUAAAGGAUACAUGGGCGGACUUACCUGCCGUGAACAGCAAUAUCCCAUUCCCGUUUGACUUUUCGGAAGAAGAUUUCGAGCGUAUUAAAAUGGAUAGCGAUGGUGCAGUGGCGGGAACUGAGCUUGUUGCAGAGGUCAAGGAGAGAAUGGGCGAUUUAUGGCCAGACAAAGGCUUCAUCAGUCACGAGCGAUACGAUGAUUGCAAAGCUGCGCUCCACGAAGUCAAGAGUCAGAUAUUAGCGCAAUUGGCUGAGACUGACGAGGAAAGGGCUGAGUACGAGCGUUAUUGGCCGUUUGAAUGA